This is a messenger RNA of Branchiostoma belcheri (Belcher's lancelet), 2058 nucleotides long. RefSeq names its product TATA-binding protein-associated factor 2N-like. The transcript is spliced from 15 exons. NCBI's taxonomy places the organism in Eukaryota, Metazoa, Chordata, Leptocardii, Amphioxiformes, Branchiostomatidae. Bases 1 to 2058 code for a protein of 685 amino acids. The record is from RefSeq and is a predicted model, not a curated record.
AUGGGGGAACCAGACGGUACAGACGUGGCGGAUACACUGGAGCAAGGGACUCCAAACCGAGGGAAUCCGGACCGAGGGGAUCCGGACCGAGGGGAUCCGGACCGAGGGAAUCCGAACCAAGGGACUCCGGACCGAGGGACACCGGGGCAGGGGGAUACGGUGCACCUGGAAACAGAGCAGGGCGACAUGUCAGACCACGGGACUCCUUCUGAUGCUGCUGCUGAGGUUGCACGGACAGACAAGCUGCACGGAACCGAGUCGGGCCAGACAGGUGGGAAGCACCUUGGGGAGACUACUGAUGACCUGGCUGAUGCCUCCGUCAUCCUACCGCAGUACCUGCACAAACACGACACAGGGUCCGCUCAGCCCAGCGUGGAUGUGGAACUUCUCGCUGACGCCGCCGCCAGGAUUCAGAACCAGCUGUACGAACGCGUCAAAAAUGCCGCACCGGCCGUCCCGCCAACAGACCAGCAACCUUCAGCUGACGCCUCCGCACUGCUGCCCAGCUCCAUGGAUGACAGGCGAAAUGGUGCCGGGCUGGGGGAAGCGCCCCCUACCGACGAACUGGCCGAUGCAGCAGAGGUCCUGCCUGGCUACCUGCAGGAAAAUGGCGCAGGUUCUAAUAACCCCCAGGUGGAUAUGGAGGUUCUGGCGGAUGCCGCCGCCAGGAUUCACAACUGCCUGUACGAACGCAUCAGCGAUGCCUGCCGUAAGGAUGACCCGUCAGCAGACUGGAAGGCUAAAGUCGAAGCCGCCGGACUCUGCCCUAACCCCAUGUAUGCCAGCAGGAAAGGAGCAGACUCAAAGGCUGAAAACAUCACCAAGAAGACCAAGAAGGGGAAAGGCUGUGCUCGAACCGGGCGGCUGGUGUACAUGGUCAACAUCACUGCUUUACUGAUUUACAUCGCAUUUAUGAUUACAAAAGAGACAUUUGAACUGCAGUCCUGGAAAGAGACGUUUGAGCGUCGAUUUGCUGAAAAAGGGAAGUGUUGGGUCAAUGGCCUGAACGCUGAUGCCGAGCCUCGAUCCGCAGGUGGGAAAGAACCUGCUGAGAUGCACGAGCCAGUCCCAGCCGUCAGGAAUGCCACGGCCGAGUCAACAGGGUCCAAAGAUGGAGGGUCUGGCUUCAGAAAUGCCACGUUCACCACCCUCGGUGCGACCGGCCGUGCAGGCCCGACCAGCCUGGGUGCCCACUACCGCGGACAGGACCACGAGAAGCUGGUGACCUUACAGGACGGGAUCCAGCUCUUCACCGUGCCUGAGACGGGAAACUACAGUAUUGAAGUGGCUGGUGCCGCAGGAGGCUGGGAUUCCACCACCAGUAACAAGGAUAACCGGGGCUAUGGUGCCAUGAUGAUGGGAACCUUCGAACUCCACAAAGGAGAGGUGCUGAAGAUUCUGAUUGGGCAGGAAACGGUGGCCAAAGGCGGCAUGUCUUCCGGAGGAGGCGGCGGGACGUUCGUGGCGAGGUUUAACAACACCCCCCUCAUCAUCGCGGGAGGGGGAGGGGGCAUGCAGUGGUUGAGCCGGCGCUACGGGUCGUGCGACGGAACGACGCUAACGUCAGGCCAGAGGAGUUAUGUAGGCGUGAAAGGCCGGGCGGGGAAUGUAAGUGACGAGGUGAACGCGGGGGGUACCAACGGGCAUGGGGCGACAGACGGGAAGGGGGACUUAGGCGGGGGCGGAGGCGGCUUUUACACUAACGGCGGCAGCGGGCGAGAGUUUGGGUCUGGGUCUGGGACAAGAGGCGGGGAGGGGGGAUACGCGUUUGUGAACGGGGGGCAGGGAGGGAGAGGUUGUAAUGGAGGGAAGGGGACUGGUUAUAAUACUGACGGGGGGUUCGGUGGCGGAGGGGGGGCCUACCAGCCAGGUAAGGGGUCAGGUGGAGGAGGGGGGUACUCCGGAGGGGGGAGGGGACAACCAGAACUGUGCGAGUGCGGAGGAGGGGGAGGGUCCUUCAAUAAUGGAACGUACAAAAGUGGCCGGAAUGGAAAAAACGACGGGCCUGGUUACGCAGUGAUCGUAAGGCUCCCUUCUGCCGUGGAGGCAGCAAAAUAA